Messenger RNA from Kluyveromyces marxianus DMKU3-1042, 2058 nucleotides. RefSeq names its product Fat3p (gene FAT3). NCBI's taxonomy places the organism in Eukaryota, Fungi, Ascomycota, Saccharomycetes, Saccharomycetales, Saccharomycetaceae. Gene Ontology annotation, biological process: fungal-type cell wall organization. The record is from RefSeq and is a predicted model, not a curated record. The coding region runs from base 1 to 2058 and encodes 685 amino acids. The transcript has a single exon. Gene Ontology annotation, cellular component: cell cortex of cell tip; plasma membrane.
AUGAUCCUUCCAUCGAAGUUGAGCUUGGCGCUAUGUACGCUAUUCACUUUAGCCACUCUAAUAUUGAUUGUGGUGUCUACCAGCGGUUCCACCUCGAACUACAACCCACUUAAUAAGAUCUACAUCGGUGAAGUUGACAUUUCUCACAUCAGAGUUGAUAAAUUGUUGCCUAAGGCUUCGCCUAUGGUGGCUGUUCUGGCCGCUGCCAUGAAAGCGCCAAACGCUUCCUAUGCACAAAUUUUUGCUGCUUUGAAGGCCAUCUCUACCACUGAAGCCUUGGACCCUCUAAUGGGUGUUUUAACUCCAUCCAACAACGUUUCUGAGACCCUAGACGCAUUGACUGUUUUGGCACCAGCUGCCAUCAACGGCACUAACUCUUCUACUGCUGAAUUGAACGCCAUCUACAACUUGGUUGCCGACUCUAAGGACACCAACACAACUUUGAAGAGUCUCUCUUCUUUCGUUGCUCUGGCUUCUGACUUGCAAAAGCAAAAUGCUACCGUUGUUAUGCAAAUGCAACAACAAUUACAACAAGCGUUUGGUUUGUUGGAAGGCUCUAAAAACGUGUCCGCUACCGUAGCUUCUUUGUCCUCAUUGAACUCCAUGAAACAAGAAGAAAAGCAACAAUUGACUCCAGUCUUUGCCUUGUUCGCUGACUCUCGUAACUUGAACGGUACUUUGUCUGCUGUCUCUACUUUCAUGACUACUGCUGUCUCUGGUGAACAAGCACAACAAUUGUUUGGUGCUUUGUCCAAGUCUGACAACGUUCCUCAAACUUUGCAACAACUGCAACAAGCAGCUUCUAACGAAGAAAAGGUUAUCAUUGGUGCUUUGGCUACUUUGUUGAACUCUUCAUCAGACGCUACCAAGGACUUGACCAUCUUGCAAUCCCUAUUGCAAAACAAUGUCACCUCUUCUCAGUCUGCUAAGGAAGCUUUCUCUGAUCUAACAACUUUGAUUGCUUCUUCCAACGACACUGCUACCACCUUGACCACUGUUGCUGCAAUGGCUAACACUACCAGCGAAACUACCACAAAGUCUUUGACUAUCUUGGAAGAAAUGUUAAACGCCUCCAAGAACCAAACAAAUGUUAUGUUAACCAUCGGCGGUUUGCAAUCAACCCUUUCCAAGAGUGACGCAUCUAAACAAAAACAAGUUGAAGCCUUGUUUGCUCUAUUGAAUUCCUCUAGUAACCCAACUGAAACAUUCAAGGCAUUGAACGAAUUGACUGCUAUCGCUCAAUCUAAGCCAGCUGUGUUCACUCCAAUUUUGGAUUUGCUAAGGGAAGCUACUGCCUCAAACCAAGUUAUUACCCUGGCUGAUAUCAACGAAAUCAUGCCUGACAUUAUUUCCAACUUGAACAUUGCUUCUCACUUCAGAUUGGGUAUCUUCACAUACUGCCGUGUCAACAAUGACAAGAAGGUCUUGUCCUGUACUAGUCCUAAGGCCGUUCAAGGUUUGGACAUGAAGCAAAUCUUGUACGAUGAAUUGGAACAUUCUGAUUUCAGACCAUACUUGCAAGCUCUAAACAUCCACAGAGAAGACUUAGUUUUGGUUGGUAAAUUGCCAGAUAAGGAACACCAAUACAAACCAGCUAUCAGAGCUAUCUUGGCCCUAAACUUGUUGGCCAUCAUCCUAUCCUUCUUCCUCUUGAUCUCCAUCGUUUUGACCUUCUUCAACAAAUUGACUGGCAGAGUUAGCAGAUGGGUCCCAUCUGGUCUUGCCCUCUUUGUCGUCAUCUUCUCUUUGCUAGGUGCCAUCAUUUCUGUCGUUGUUACUGAAAUCAUUAAGGAAGGUACUGCUAAGGAUCAUUACAACGUUGUUCACAAGGGCGGUAGCAGCUACUACGGUAUGGUCUGGACUGCUUUCGUCUUGUCAUUGAUCACAGCAGUUCUAUUGUUGUUGUCAAGAUCUCCAAGAAGAGACCAAAACACCUUGGGUCAAGUUGAAGAAGAGACCUCUUCUUCUGUUGUACCAUCGGACAAAUUGGAAAGUGAAACCUCUCCAGAAAAGAAGCAAACUGACAUCGAACGUGACGUUGUUGCUGAAGACGAGUAA